GGUCAUCUCAUAGAAUGAUUCUGAUCUCAUCAAGGCCAUGAAAGGUGCCAUUCGACAGGACAUGACAAAAAGGUACACACAAGUCGAUGUUGAAGAAUUCAUGUGGAUGUGCACAGCACUAGACCCACGAUUUCGAUCACUCCCAGACCUGAGCAGUGAGAAACGAGAGGCGGUGUACACCAACCUGAUUGCCAAAACAGAAACUGUCAAAACACAGGUAAAAUCUGAGGUAUCUCCAGACGCAGCCACACCCAGUACCAGUACAGCUACUGCCCUACUUGCCCUUCCAGCACUACCAGGCAUGACUGAUGAAAAUGCCAAUAAGGUGGACUUAGCAAUAGAAGUGACCACAGAACCAGAUCAGAAACGGCAGAAAACUGGGAUGGAAGCUUUGCUUAGGGAUGUGUACAUAACACAUACAGAGCCAGGGAUCAGUACUGUGGAAUGUCUGUAUCGGGAGGUGGAGAAAUACCGCUCUGAGAUUGCCUCUCCAUUGGACACUGACCCCCAGGUAUGGUUGAGGAGUCAUGAGAAUGACUAUCCUAAUCUGAGCAGACUGGCCAAGCACACCCUCCAUAUUCCAGCCACAUCUGUUGCAAGCGAGAGGGUCUUCAGUGUAGCCGGUGAUGUUGUGACUGCCACCCGAAGCAGACUGGCCCCAGACAUGGUGGACGUACUAGUGUUCCAAAAGCAUAACUUGUGAAGUUUUGAACUUUCCUGUCAUCACGCAGCACGUUUGGUUUAGUUAUAAUACAGUGUUUGGUUAAUUAACAUUAUGACUUAUAAAGUUAUGGCAAUGGUAUGCCAUUAUGUGUUAGACUCUUGUAAAACAGAAGCAUUUUAAGUGUUGUGACUUUUAUUAUAAAGUAACAUGCCAUGUUGAAUUGUUGACAGUUAAACUAAUGUAUAUAAGUUAAUGUGCUAGAUUGCUAGUAGCCUAGUACCAGUAAAUGAGACAGUGUACUGUGUAGUGUUUGCAAACUUUGCAUAAUAUUUACAUUUUAAUUGAUUAACCUUACAAAGAUGUGCCAUGUGUUUUGUCUAGUCACUUGUAAGUUGAUGUUUUCUAGUCAUUUGUUUAAGUUUCUUACCUAAUUAAUAUA
Messenger RNA from Mya arenaria, 1103 nucleotides. RefSeq lists its product as uncharacterized. NCBI's taxonomy places the organism in Eukaryota, Metazoa, Mollusca, Bivalvia, Myida, Myidae. Gene Ontology annotation, molecular function: protein dimerization activity. The transcript is spliced from 4 exons. The record is from RefSeq and is a predicted model, not a curated record. Bases 38 to 703 code for a protein of 221 amino acids.